ACUUUAAAGUCAUUCCAUCUAUGUUGUCAGUCCACUCGCGAUGUUCAGACUUAGCAAUCGAGUGUCCGCCGCUCUCAGCGGACUGCGCCAUGCCUCCUCAGCCACCGGCGAAGGUCAACGCACCGCCCUCUACGACUUCCACGUAAAAAAAGGCGGCAAAAUCGUAAAAUUUGGAGGAUAUGCCCUGCCGGUACAGUACUCCGACCAGAGCAUCAUUGCCUCCCACCUCCACACCCGCCAUGUGGGCUCUGUCUUCGAUGUGUCCCACAUGCUGCAGACCCGUGUCUUUGGCAAGGAUGCGGCUGCCUGCUUGGAGUCCGUUUGCACCGCGGACAUCCUGGGAACACCGAAUGGUAGUGGAACCCUUACUGUGUUCACCACCGAACAGGGCGGCAUACUGGACGACCUCAUUGUAAACAAAGUCAGCGAAAAGGAGCUCUAUGUGGUCUCCAAUGCGGCUAUGAAGGAACAGGACACGGGCAUAAUGAGCGAGGCUGUGAACAAAUUCAAAUCUCAAGGCAAGGAUGUAACUAUUGAGUUCCUCACCCCCUCCGACCAAUCCCUGGUGGCCGUUCAGGGUCCCCAGGUGGCCAAAGAACUGGCGAAACUUCUGGAGAAGAAUGUAAGCUUGGAUGAAGUCUAUUUUAUGCAAUCUUUUGUCACCACCCUGGCUGGUAUCCCCGACGUAAGGAUCACAAGAUGUGGCUACACCGGUGAGGAUGGUGUGGAGAUCUCCGUAAAGUCCAGCCAAGUUGAGAACCUUACUGAGUGUCUGCUGGAAAGUGGCAGCCUGAAGCUGGCUGGCCUGGGAGCCAGAGAUUCCCUCCGCCUGGAGGCAGGACUGUGUCUCUACGGCAGCGACAUCGACGCAAAGACCACGCCCGUGGAGGCGGCUCUUGCCUGGUUGGUGGCCAAGAGACGCCGCACCGCCCAGGACUUCCCGGGAGCCAACACGAUUAUCGGUCAACUCAAGACCGGUGUCAGCCGUCGUCGAGUGGGUCUCCAGAUGUUGGGCCAAAAGCCGCCACCCGCCAGAGCGGGAGUGGCCAUUUUCAGCCAGGGCCAACAGGUGGGCCAGGUUACCAGUGGCUGCCCGAGUCCCAGUGCUGGGAAAAACAUAGCCAUGGGCUAUGUGGCGGAGAGCCUUAAAGCCCCUGGCACCAAGGUGGAGCUCAAGAUUCGUGAGAAAGUCUACGAAGCCGAGAUUGCAAAAAUGCCAUUUGUAAAAGCCAACUACUACAACAAACCUAAAAAAUAAAUCUCAUAAUAAACUUA
Molecule: messenger RNA, 1275 nt
Organism: Drosophila ananassae
Lineage: Eukaryota; Metazoa; Arthropoda; Insecta; Diptera; Drosophilidae
Product: aminomethyltransferase, mitochondrial
Exons: 2
Coding region: 41-1258 (405 amino acids)
Biological process (GO): glycine catabolic process
Cellular component (GO): mitochondrion
Molecular function (GO): aminomethyltransferase activity; protein binding
Source: RefSeq, a predicted model, not a curated record